Molecule: messenger RNA, 1086 nt
Organism: Exophiala oligosperma
Lineage: Eukaryota; Fungi; Ascomycota; Eurotiomycetes; Chaetothyriales; Herpotrichiellaceae
Product: 60S ribosomal protein L18-B
Exons: 4
Coding region: 1-696 (231 amino acids)
Biological process (GO): translation
Cellular component (GO): cytosolic large ribosomal subunit; ribosome
Molecular function (GO): RNA binding; structural constituent of ribosome
Source: RefSeq, a predicted model, not a curated record
AUGUACGCCAGACAAAUCUUGGCAAGUCUGGAGCCCACGAAUUCCGCUCUGCGCUUGAAAUUUCGACCCUGCGAUUUGAAAGUCGACAUUGUCUAUCCAGCACUCAAUCCGACAAACACAGCGAUCAUGGGUAUCGACCUCGAUCGCCAUCACGUCAAGGGCAGCCACCGCAAGGCGCCCAAGAGCGACAAUGUCUACCUCAAGCUCUUGGUGAAGCUGUACCGCUUCCUUGCCCGCCGAACCGACGCCAACUUCAACAAGGUUGUGCUCAAGCGACUCUUCAUGUCCCGCAUCAACCGCCCUCCCAUGUCCAUCUCCCGCAUCGCCAGCAAGGUCAGCACCGAGAGCGCGCAAAAGGCGUACAAGGACAAGACCAUCGCCGUGGUCGGCACCGUCACCGACGACGACCGCCUCAUGACCGUGCCCGAGCUCCACGUCGCCGCCCUGCGGUUCACGGCCACCGCCCGCGCCAGGAUCGAAAAGGCCGGCGGCGAGUGCAUGACCCUCGACCAGCUCGCCAUGAGGCACCCCACCGGCAGCAACGUCGUCCUGCUCCGAGGCCCCAAGAACGCCCGCGAGGCCGUCAAGCACUUCGGCAUGGGCCCCCACAAGCACAAGAAGCCGUACGUCGAGAGCAAGGGUCGCAAGUUCGAAAAGGCCAGAGGACGAAGACGAUCAAAGGGUUUCAAGGUGUAGGCGUACCAGGACCAUGGCGACACGUCUACCACUGGUGUAUUGUGGGUGUGUGUGGGUGGGUGGUUGGGUGCGUGCGUGAGAGAGCAAAAUGGGAUGGAAGGCAGCAGCAGCGAGCAACAGUGGCUCGUGGGUUCGCUUUGCGUUCUCUUUCUAGACAGAACUUGACGAAACUGGGCGCAGGUGGUCUUUCAAUCCACAAUGAACGGUUAUGGGCUCUUUUAUGAUUCCUACAACAUUUUCUUGCCAAGGAGACCAGUUAAAAACAAGAAAAGGGUCACCCUGCCCAUCGUGGAUCGUCAAAGUUAUCCUGAUCAAACACCAUGCAUGAUUUGCAUGCCACGGGUCAAAAAAAUAUCUCAAGAUGGAAUGACAAAAAAGAUUCAAUGUUGA